GAAGGCUUUUUUCAUUGCUAUGAAAUAGAAAUAAGGCUUAGCCACAUUCAAAGAACAAGAUAACAUAUAUUAUGGUAGAAGAAAGGGCCAAAUGAACUUCAACUAUCAAUAACAUUUCAUAUACCCAAACAAAACCUUUAAGAUUUGUCCAAAUUAUAGCUCGCUUUAGAUUUGUCCAAAUUCAAACUUCCUUAACUUUACUAAGUUCAUAGGAACAACCAUAAAUACUUGCUACAUCUAAUUUGUUUUAUUAAAUUCACCGUGAAAUAUGUUCUUAUAGUGCAUUUGUUUCGAUACUAUAGAUGUUAUUACUACAUUUUUCUAAAAACUUCGUAAAAAUUAGAGCAGUUUGACAUAGGAUAAACUUAGAAUGCACUACGAUUUACAAUGGAGGGAAUAGAAAUCAUUGUUUAACAAUAAUGUUACUAUCUUAUUGUACUUCUCACAAAUAAAACACGUAAGACAAAGUUAAUUGCCAAAUUGCAUAGAACAGACCGUAGAUCUCGCUGUCCUUUUCUGACCAUAUGACCGUUUAGCGUCAGUCACAGACCAAUAAGAUCAGGAGAGGAAGGAAGGCAAACCGGAGCUCCAUCCCCACACUCUCUCUUGUCGCAGCACACCAAGACAGAGGCAGGCAACCAUGGCGGGCACGGCGUCGCCGGCUGCGGUCUACGGCUCCGACGGCAUCUACCGCUCGCCGCGACCGGUGGCGCCCAUCGCCGCCGAUCCGGAGCUCUCCAUAUCCGACCUCGUCCUCCGUCGCGCCGCAGCGUGCCCCUCCGCGCUGGCGCUCGUGGACGCCGCGACGGGCCGCGCGCUCACCUUCGAGGCCCUCCGCUCCGCGGUGCUCGCCACGGCCGCGGCGCUGUCCUCCCGCGCGCGCGUCCGCCGCGGCGACGCCGUGCUCCUCCUCGCGCCCAACUGCGUGUUCUACCCGGUCUGCUUCCUCGCCGUCACCGCGCUCGGCGCCGUCACCACCACGGCCAACCCGCUCUACACCCCGCGGGAGAUCGCCAAGCAGGCCGCCGACGCCCGCGCCAAGCUCGUCGUCACCGUCUCCGAGCUCCUGCCCAAGAUCGCAGACCUCCGCCUCCCCACCAUCCUCCUGGACAGCGACGGCGCGUCCCUGCCUGACGUGACCCUCUACUCGGACCUCAUCGCCGGGGUCCAGGAGACGGAGUACCGCCGCCCUCCGACGCGGCAGAGCGACACGGCGGCGCUGUUCUACUCGUCGGGCACGACGGGGGAGAGCAAGGGCGUCGUGCUCACGCACCGCAACUUCAUCGCGGCGGCGACGAUGGUGACGUCGGACCAGGACCAGCUCGGCGAGGGGCGGAACGUCUUCCUCUGCUUCCUGCCCAUGUUCCACAUCUUCGGCAUGUCCGUGGUCACGCUCGGGCAGCUGCAGCGUGGCAACACCGUCGUCGUGAUGGCCCGCUUCGACGUGGACGCCGUGCUUGCCGCCGUGGAGCGGCACCGUGUCACGUACCUCUUCUGUGCGCCGCCGGUGAUGAUCGCGCUCGCAAAGCACGGGAGCGGCGGCAGGUACGACCUCAGCUCGCUUAGGUGCAUCGGCUCCGGCGCCGCGCCGCUCGGCAAGGACGUCAUGGAGGCUGUGGCCGAAAAAUUCCCCAACGCCGAGAUUAUCCAGGGUUAUGGUAUGACUGAAACUUGUGGGAUCAUAUCGUUGGAGUACCCACGAAAAGGACGUACCCGUCAGUUUGGUUCAACUGGAGCUCUUGUCACUGGAGUUGAAGCAAAGAUUGUCGAUGUGAAGACAAUGAAGCAUCUCCCUCCGAAUCAACUAGGAGAAAUCUGUCUUCGUGGACCAAACAUAAUGCGAGGAUAUUUCAACAAUGUGCAAGCUACUGAAUUCACAAUCAAACAAGGGUGGUUGCAUACCGGUGACCUUGGAUACUUUGAUGAAAGAGGCCAGCUUUAUGUUGUCGACAGGCUUAAAGAGCUGAUCAAGUACAAAGGCUUCCAGAUUGCUCCUGCUGAGCUUGAAGGAUUGCUCCUGUCUCAUGCAGAAAUUCUUGAUGCUGUUGUCAUCCCGUAUCCUGAUCCUGAAGCAGGGGAAGUUCCCAUUGCCUAUGUUGUUCGAUCACCUAAGAGUUCACUGUCCGAAGUUGAUGUCCAGAAAUUUAUCGAAAAGCAGGUCACAUACUACAAGAGGCUGAGGAAGGUUACGUUUGUGGACAGUGUACCAAAAUCUGCUUCAGGAAAGAUUUUGAGAAGAGAGAUCAUCGCCCAAGUCAGAUCAUCCAAGUUAUAGCAAGUUAAUCUUCUCAAUUUCAGAACAGUCUUGUCACUAGGUUCCGCUAGACGAUUUAGCACAGAGUUUAGAUAUCAAGUCACUAUGAGGAACCAUACAUCCAGUAUAGAUACGCACUAGGUACUAAGGUACAUGUCACACCCGGUUUUUAAAAAGAAAACCGAAUGCAUAACUAUAUGUAUGUCAGAAACAAGUUCCGUACAUAUAGUGAUGUCAUAAUGGAAUAAUGAGCAACAAUGUCAUGUAAAAGAGACUUACAACACUAACCGACUAUCAGAGAUGUACAACUUCUCCUGGAAA
Panicum virgatum (switchgrass) is the source of this 2575-nucleotide messenger RNA. Its product is annotated as 4-coumarate--CoA ligase-like 1. The transcript is spliced from 6 exons. Gene Ontology annotation, molecular function: CoA-ligase activity. The record is from RefSeq and is a predicted model, not a curated record. Lineage: Eukaryota; Viridiplantae; Streptophyta; Magnoliopsida; Poales; Poaceae. Bases 641 to 2275 code for a protein of 544 amino acids.